CGAGAUAGUACGUACUCGACCAUGCUCCCUCCUUUACAGCUCAGCUCAACCCUACAAUAUAAAAAGAGCAAGAAAGACAACCCCCCUCCUCUCACCCUGUCUCACCAGCAUUCCUCAAUCGCCUUCCCUCUUGCAAGCAACCUCUUCUUCCUCUCCAUCAACACCCCAAGCACCCUCGAGCAAAACCACAAUGGUCCAACUCUUCACCCUUGGCCUCCUCCUCCUCGGCGCCCUCGCCACCACCACCCAAGCAUGCACCUACUGCCAAUGCGAAUUCGCCAACAGCGAGCAUUGCUGCGUGUACUCGGACGCAAGCGCCGGAGAGCUGGACUGCGCGUCCAUCUGCGCCAACGCUCAUCGCGCGGAUGGGGUCAGCAACUCGGAUGGAACGGCCGGCACCGCCUGCAAUGCUGGGGGGAAGUAUGAGUGUAUUAGUGCGUUCACGGCGUUGGAUCGGACGCCUUGUUAUACGGAGUAGAUUUUGAGGGAGCCCGGGGGAGAAGGGGGUUGGUGGUUGGGUUGGGUUGUGGGGGCGUCUUGGGGACUAGGAUAGUUGGUAUAGUAAAGGGGGAGUGUCGGUUAGAAGUUAGGCUCGUUUUGUUCUUGGUUGGGAGAUAUUCGGAGCGUCAUUGUGUGCUGGGUGAAUGUUGCUCUGGGGGGGGGGUAAAUGGGGUUGUUUCUGGUAUCCUGUGGAGCGGUUUCAGAAGUAGGGGAUGACUCAUUCUUCUUUCGGGACAGUUCAUGGGCAUUAGUAUCACUAGGUAUGGCUUGAUAACCGUACGGUGGAGACAGUAUACGAAAGGUAUCCGAUCUGACUUCUAAUGAAAAGUACACAUUGGGUGGUGCGAAAGACGGCAAUUG
This is a messenger RNA of Aspergillus fijiensis CBS 313.89, 861 nucleotides long. RefSeq lists its product as uncharacterized. The transcript has 2 exons. The record is from RefSeq and is a predicted model, not a curated record. Bases 191 to 478 code for a protein of 95 amino acids. Lineage: Eukaryota; Fungi; Ascomycota; Eurotiomycetes; Eurotiales; Aspergillaceae.